Molecule: messenger RNA, 2051 nt
Organism: Cephus cinctus (wheat stem sawfly)
Lineage: Eukaryota; Metazoa; Arthropoda; Insecta; Hymenoptera; Cephidae
Exons: 3
Coding region: 678-1196 (172 amino acids)
Source: RefSeq, a predicted model, not a curated record
UCCGCAAGGCAACCUAACAUUUACGUCGAGCGUGGACUGAAUUUAGCGUGUAGAAUAUUUAUUAAUUCCCUUCGGGGUCUGUAUUUUGAAUGUUACUAGUGGUGGUCGGUCCUGUAAGGGAACCGAUCGGAGAGAAAUAAGAAGCAGCAACGGCCCUGACUACAGCAAAGGGGCCCGACCAGUGCAAUCAGCAGCACUGGCGUGACGUAGCUAGCAGGAGGAGGACCAGCGCGACCGCAGAGCACCACGGAGCGAGGCCACCUACGCGGAAGGACGCCGCGAGAAGAUUGAAGAUUCGGGCAGCAUCCGAGGGUUGCAGUGGCGGCCUGGGGCCGUACAUCGAGGUAUAGGUUGCGGAUGAGAUUCCCGCCCCGAGAGAAGACACGGCAAUCGCCCAGAAGAGGAGAAGAUGCGCAGAUCUACUUUUCGAGUAUCCCAUAGACAAUUGAAGAUCGCGGGCGAAUUGGGCCGCGUAGGGACUAGCGGAAAUUUGAUUGGGCCCAAGGGUAAUAUUCCUCCGCGCCACUAGGGCACGUUAGUGGGCGAGCGAUCGGGUAGCGUCACUUGCGGUGUAGCUAACGUUCAGUACGUGCGUGUGCCAAAAGUGUAGAGUGAAAGUGAAGGAGUGAGAAAGAGAGAGAGAACGAGAGCGAGAACUAUGAAUCCGGAGAAUAUGGAUGAUUUGGCUAAGGCUAUUUUGGGUUAAGUUAUUGUCUCCGAGACCCAGGACCCCACCGCACAAGAGCUGGCCGGGGUAUCCUCUGGAGACAGCGGUGUAUCUCGCGGUACACCUGGUGCCCAAAAUGGCCCCACGCUCUGCUAUGAGUAGGGAUGAGGAGACUCUGGGUGGGAACCGGGCCUCCCCAACGCCAAGGCCCGACGACUUAUUCUAUGAGGCCCUACACAACGGCCUGUGCUUCCACGGUUUAAUUCACGCCUACCGCUGGGAGGAGCUGUGCACCGGGUGCGUAAGCGGGCUAGCGUCGGACGUGCAGCCGUUAUACAUCCCCCACAGUGUACAUUAUUUGCUGCUCGACACCGCAUUGGUGUUUAACUUGGGGCGGUGCACAACCUGUGCUCCGAGUGUAUUGCUCGAGCACGCACCCGGUGCAUGCCGAGGAUGUGUCCUAUUCUAUGAAGCCCAUAGAGACACCCUGGUGCGGGUUGGGUACGGGGAGGUUACCCUCAUUUCUUAAAUACUAGUAGUAGUAUAGGCUUAUAUUGUAUAUAUAUAUUUUUUCUUACAUACAUAUUAUUAUUAAUUGCUUACAUUACUUAUAUAUCUAACCUAGAUGAGUAUUAUUUACGCUAUAUAUACAUUGCAACCUUAUUCGCACGAUGCGGUUCUCCGGAUCGUGCCAAAAAGGCGGGUUCGAGCCAGAAUCGACUGUUAGGAAUUUAGGAAAAAUAUCAGGCGGAACAAAUGAAAGUAAGAUUUUGUUUUACAAAUUACAAAAGAAAAAUAUAUUAUCCUGCAACGGAAUACAAUCAGUGUUAGUGCAGGUUCAGCCUAGAGAAUGCUGGAUGUUAGUAAGCGAAGAAUAGAUAUAAACGCAAGCGGAAAGUAAGAAUGAUCAUAAAUAUAUACAAAAUAUUAGUGUUCGGAAAGUAAAGUGUAUCAAUAUGAUUGUAAGACGCAGUUUACCUACACGAUAGGUAUGACGAGAACGGAAAUAAUAGGUCCGUCUACUCUCGUGUGAUUCUAUUUUGACUUUUGUUGUUUUUCUAUAAAUGAAAUAUGGAAUCGUGUCUGAAAGCAGCCUCCGACCAGCGGAAUUUGAUUACAGAGUUGACCCGUUAGAAUAUAAACGUCGUGCUGUUGAGUAGUCUUCCACUAGGGAACUCGUGAUCGCAGGUAGACGUGAUCUUAUCUAAAGCAACGUCGCUAUCUCGGCGAGGUGAGAGGUCUCAUUCGCAAAGUAGCUAGUUGUGCAAGUCUUUAAAUAACGUUAUGAUGGCCUGUAUAGCGGAAACGGCAAAAUGAUCAAAUGUAUCAAAGUGACGGCCCAACUAAAAUGCAGAGAUUGAUUCUAUCUGGCAGAGGAGACGAU